UAUCAUUGAAAUUUGAUGUGGUUCUCACAAAUUAGAAUGAAAGUAGUACCGUGCCAUUUGCUUACUUGACACCCCUGCAAUCGUCAUGAAACAAAAGAACAUUUUGAGUUCGUUUUCUUUCUUUCUGGGAAGGUGCAGGAGGAAGAAAAGCACAGCGUGACCCAGAUGAACAUUGAAGGGAAAAAAGGCAUAAACUAAUAUUCUCCCAGCACCCAUUUGCAAUGUUUAUAUAAUAUUUUAAACGCAAGUCCCAAAAGCGAAGAAAGCUACAAUUUUUAACUCUGGGAAUCCACAGGCAAUUUGAAUUGGGAAUAGGGUUCAACAAUUAAACAAAUCCAAGUCAAGUUUAAACGGAGCUCACGAUGUGAAGAAUAAUAUUAAUCAUAGUUGAUCGAUGAUUAUUCUUCUCUCCCAAACCCACAUGUCUUCGUAGGAAUCGAAUCCAGCUUUUUAAUAGAGUGAAUCUUUGAGGAAACGUCAAAGAAAGAGCCUUGAGUGAAUCAAUGGAAAUUACAAUUACCAUAGGUAAAUGCUUCGGCACCUUAAUUUUAAUUAAUUUUUCAAUUCAUGUCAAUGUGGCCCCACACAACAGCUCAAAGAGAUAAGAAACUUCUUUCUGUCAUUUGGGUUUAAACGAGGGAAUGGGAAUAUAGCCUUUUCUUUUCUCGUGAAAAGUGGCAUAAAGAGAAACCUCACCGCAUGAACCGAUUGAAGAGAAGAGAAGCUUACCUAUGAAAGUGGCAAGUAAUUAUAUAGUACAUAAUUUGGAGGGCAAUUAUCUGUGUAUACUUGUUAAUACAGAUAAAUUACAGAAAAAUUAGGAAACUUCCUUGCUAGUCCUUAUCAUCAUUGAGAAAAAUGGACCGUUUUGAACAGAUAAUUGUUGUUUAUAUGCUAUAUUAAAAUUUGGUGCAAUUUAUGUCUCUAAAUUGGGCUUAUUCUUGGUGUCUAUCUCCAACUUGGUAAAAAGCUAUUUCAACAAGCGGUUGACUAACUAGAAAACAAAUGGAAAAGGUUUAGCUGGUUUUUCCCAAUUCAGGAUAUAUGCAGUUAGGAAUGGUAUCUCCUUCAAAACAAUGAUAGACACUUUGGGAAGGAAGUCUCAACUACUACUACAAAGGAAGAGACUCAAAGAAGAGGAGGAUGAUGACCAACACAUUCAAGGCACCAAGUCAUCUUUCUAUUUGAGUAGCUUCCAAGAGUUAUUCCUUAUUCUCUCUUAUCUGCUGUCUUCACAGAAUCAACCAACCCACCAUGGUGGAAAGUCCUCCUAAAUUCAAAUUCACAUUCAUCUUCUUCAUCAUCUUCUCCCUCUCUCUUGGCUUAGUUUCCUUCUCCUUGUGCAUAGCCUCUGAGAUUAAGAGGAACAAGAAGGAGGAUCUCAGAUGGAAUGGGAGACUGUGUCAUUUACCGUCAAGUCCAGCAUUUGGAUUGGGAAUUGCAUCAUUGGUUUGUUUGGCUUUGGUGCAGAGCAUUGGGAAUUCUAUAUUGUUCAAGAAUUGCUGUUCAGGAGGGAAAAGAAACGCACGGUUUAAGAUACCUAUCGUUGCAAGGAUUCUGCUUUCGAUCUCUUGGGUUGGGUUUGGAAUUGCAGUUAUUUUAUUAAUUGCUGCGACAAGCAUGAGCAAAAGGCAAGCAUAUGGGGAAGGGUGGUUGAAAGGUGAAUGCUACCUUGUCAAAAAAGGGACAUACGCUGGUUUAGCCAUAUUGAUUUUUGUUACGGUAGGAUCAUUAAUUGGUUCAGGUUUGUUAACAAUGAAGAGCAAUAAGGCAGAUCAGGGUCACAAAAUACACGCACAAACGGGUGAAACUAGGGAUUAAAGAAUUUGUACAUGGAAAGCAUAUAGUAAAAUGCAGAGUCAGUUUUGGUGCAAACCAAGGAGCUAUAAAUUGGAUUGAGGAUCAUCAACUACUGUAGAAAGAAGCCUUAAAUGUUGCAUAGAGAAAGAUCGAAGACCGAUGACAGAAAGAAAGGUGCUGAAGACAACAAAAGAUGUUUGAAUUGUUUGUCAAAUUUGCCGAGAAUAACUACAUUUUUUUCGACUUACAUGAUACGAAAGAGACAUUUGUUUUGUAUACAUUCUCCCCGAGGUAGAAACUGCCUCAUACAGGAACUCAUUUUGGAUCCCA
Vigna umbellata (rice bean) is the source of this 2130-nucleotide messenger RNA. RefSeq names its product protein MODIFYING WALL LIGNIN-2-like. The record is from RefSeq and is a predicted model, not a curated record. Lineage: Eukaryota; Viridiplantae; Streptophyta; Magnoliopsida; Fabales; Fabaceae.